AUGCUUCCAACGACAGAGGUUGAAGCUAGGCAUGGAAUUCCAGGAUGUACAUAUAGUAUACACAGAAGUUCGAUUGAUGAAUUGGAUGCUGGCAAACCUGCUGGUGCAGUUAUACAAUUCGCUCGAGUAGGGGAUAAAGUACUCCAUCAAUGGUAUUGUUCUACUAACGAAAUGUUUGGAAUAUUAAUUAAUAAUUGUUUUGUGACUGAUGGGGUUAAACAGAGAGUUCAAGUAAUUGAUGCUCAGGGCUGUCCACUUGAUCCAAUUUUAAUAACGGGUACUCGUUAUUCCGCUGAUCUUCAAAGAGCGUAUGCUGAAUCUCAAGUUUUUAAAUUUGCUGAUCGGCCAGGAAUUUGGUUCUUUUGCCAAAUACAGAUGUGCAUGAAAAAAGACGGAAUGUGUGAUGGAAUUACUCCACCAAACUGUAAUGGAGUUACUAAAACGGAUAGAGUAUCUUCUAGGAAUGGAGAUAAAUAUUCGAGAAGAGGAGCUAAUACAUCAAAGAGCAAUUCUGGAACAGAUUAUGAACCUUUAGAAGUUAACCAAUCACCACCUGGCCAGGAAGAGAACGAGGACUAUGAAAGUAGUAGACCUGAAUUUACAACAACUUCAUUAAGAGUUCCAAUAGCUAAAAGGCCAACAACUACCCAAGAAAAUCCGUCUAGCGACUUUGCUUCCCCUCCCAGUUAUCCAAACGGUGCAGAAGCACCUAGCAGUGAACCAGAAACAAUACAAGUAUUCAAUCCUGGAUAUAGCCCCAAUACAAAUUACGGGAUUGGCAGAGAUCCUCCAGUUGGAUUAUCCAAACCAAUUACAAUUAACAACAACAAUCCUUAUUUACCCCCACAACCAGCUUUGCGUUCAAGUAGCCAUAAACACCGUGAAGUAGUUAGCGCUGAAUUUGAAACAGAAGAAAAUAUUCCUAGGAGAAAACAGCCAACAAAAAUUGAAGAAGAAAAUAUUAUUAGUUCCUCUAAUUUACCAACACUUAUUGUUACUACAAGUACAACAACAACAGCAACCACUAAUUUACCUAGACCUAAUAAUGUUGUUAAUAUGGAAACUAAGAAAGGUUAGAUCUCUUUCUCAAAUGACAGUAAGAAUAAAAUGAUUGAGUUUUGAGACAUGGCAAGAAUAACGGAAGAAAGGGAUAAAUUUAGACGUAGCAUGGAGAUAUCCUUUGAUGGGAUAAAUAAAAUU
Messenger RNA from Meloidogyne enterolobii, 1200 nucleotides. The record is from the annotation of a GenBank genome assembly. Lineage: Eukaryota; Metazoa; Nematoda; Chromadorea; Rhabditida; Meloidogynidae.